AUGGAGGUUGCAUAUCGCACUCGAUUAACGACAACUUUAGAUGUUACACCCUUUCUUUUGAAACAAUGUUUGCCUUUUCGUGGACAUGACGAGUCAUUGAGUUCCUCAAAUAAAGGUAACUUUCUUGAAUUGAUUGAGUGGUAUACCCAAAGAAAUGAUGAGGUUGCCAAGACCAUGAAUGAAAAUGCUCCUGGAAACAAUCAAAUGAAGUCUCCAAUAGUUCAAAAGGAUUUAACACGGGCUUGUGCUGCUGAAGUCACAAAUGUCAUUCUUAAUGAUAUAAAAGACAAUAUAUUUUCUCUUAUGAUUGAUGAGUGUCAAAGAACAAACAUGGGAGUUGUUUUAAGAUACGUGAACAAACAUGGAUGUGUUAUUGAAAGAUUUCUUGCUAUUGUAUAUGUGUUUAAUACUUCUGCUAUUUCUUUGAAGAGGGCUAUUGAUGAAUUGUUUGCAAAACAUAAGUUGCCAUUAUCGAGAUUGAGAGGUCAAGGAUACGAUGGAGUUUCAAAUAUGCGAGUUGCUAAAAGCAAUCGAAUUGUGAGUGAUUUCUUCCAAUAUGUUACUAUGAUUGUGAAUAUUACUGGUGCUUCAUGUAAAAGAAAAGAUAAGUUUAGACAAUUUGAACAUGAUAGACUUGUAGAAUAUUUGGAGAAAGGAGAUAUUACUUCUGUUUUAAAAGUGCUUGAAAAUGUGUAUGAUGAUGGUACUAAUAAUGAUAAUAGUGGUAUCGCCACCAGUUUAAUUGAUAAGAUGAAGAGUUAUGAAUUUGUGUUUGUGAUGCAUUUGGUUCUUGAUAUGAUGGUUCAAGAGAUGAAUAAUUGGUUUUCAGAAUCAAGUACGGAGCUACUUCACCUUGCUGAACUUUAUCCGGGGGACUUUUCAUUGUCUGAUCGUGUAAUACUUGAGAACCAACUUGAGACUUACAUUCAAAAUGUACGGGGUGAAUUUUCUAUGAUUGAAGAUUUGGGAAGUCUUGCUAAAAAGAUGGUUGAAACGGGCAAGAAUACAAUUUUUUUAUUGGUAUAUCAUUUGAUCGAGUUAGCAUUAGUUUUACUAGUUGCAACUACUUCUGUUGAAAGAGUUUUUUCUAUGAUGAAAAUUAUCAAGACUGAUUUGUGUAAUAGGAUGGAGGAUGAGUGGAUGAAUGACAGUUUAGUAGUAUACAUCGAGAAUGAUAUUUUUGCUACAAUUGAAAAUGAACAAAUUUUACAAUAUUUUCAAUAG
This is a messenger RNA of Zingiber officinale, 1224 nucleotides long. RefSeq lists its product as uncharacterized. Bases 1 to 1224 code for a protein of 407 amino acids. The record is from RefSeq and is a predicted model, not a curated record. The transcript has 5 exons. NCBI's taxonomy places the organism in Eukaryota, Viridiplantae, Streptophyta, Magnoliopsida, Zingiberales, Zingiberaceae.